AUGAUGAACAUGGGUGGGCCGUCCACUCUCGAUGAAGUCCAGCCAUUUCUCACGCGCCUCUUCUUGGACCGUGAUCUGAUGCGUUUGCCUUUGCAAUCGCGACUCGCUCCUAUGAUUGCCCGCCGUCGGACGCCCAAAGUCCGCGAUCAAUAUGCGACAAUCGGCGGUGGCUCGCCAAUUCUCCGGUGGACACGCACACAAGGCGAGGCUAUGUCGCGUAUGCUGGAUGAACUGAGUCCAGCUACCGCGCCCCACAAAGCAUACGUGGCAUUCCGCUAUGCGUCGCCGCUUACAGAUGAGUGUAUGGAUGAGCUAGAAGCUGACGGAGUGAAGCGUGCCGUUGCAUUCUCACAGUACCCGCAAUACUCAUGCAGCACGACAGGCAGCAGCCUGAAUGAAUUGUACCGAGAGAUUCAACGCCGGAAGGCACGUCAUUCGCCAGGUGGACAAAUCGAAUGGUCCGUCAUCGACCGGUGGCCAACACAUGAUGGGCUCGCCCAGGCGAUCGUGAAUCGCAUUCUCGAGGCAGUUUCAACGUUACCGCCGGACGUCGCACACAAGGCGCCUAUCAUGUUCAGUGCACACUCGCUUCCGAUGCAGGUCGUCUCUGGACGUGGCGAUCCUUAUCCGCCUGAAGUCGCUGCAACAGUUGCGAAUGUGAUGCAAAAGCUUGGUUGGUCAAACCCGUACCGUGUCACUUGGCAAAGCAAGGUAGGUCCAGCGGCGUGGCUUGGUCCUCAAACAGCCGAAACUCUGCAAGGCUGGGCUAAACAGGGUCAUAAGCAUGCUAUUGUGGUGCCUGUGGCAUUCACGAGCGAUCACAUCGAGACGCUGUAUGAGCUAGACAUUGAACUGCAGGAAGAUGCGAAAGAAGCGGGUGUUCAAUUGGUCCGCGCCCCUUCUCUGAAUGAUGAACCCGUGUUUUUGCGCGCCUUAGCUGACAUGGUCAGUGAACAUCUCUCUUCUGACUCGCGCGGCACACGUCCCUGGGCUCAGGGCAAGGCGAGCCACCAAUUGUCUCUCCGGUGCCCUGGCUGCACGAAUGAGGAGUGUGGUCCACAGAAGGCUUUCUUUAUGGGCUCAUGUAUAGCUGCGUAG
This is a messenger RNA of Malassezia globosa CBS 7966, 1098 nucleotides long. RefSeq lists its product as uncharacterized. Gene Ontology annotation, molecular function: protoporphyrin ferrochelatase activity. The coding region runs from base 1 to 1098 and encodes 365 amino acids. The record is from RefSeq and is a predicted model, not a curated record. Gene Ontology annotation, cellular component: mitochondrion. The transcript has a single exon. NCBI's taxonomy places the organism in Eukaryota, Fungi, Basidiomycota, Malasseziomycetes, Malasseziales, Malasseziaceae. Gene Ontology annotation, biological process: heme biosynthetic process.